AUGGCUCCACCGGUCAGUGAUGUCCAACAGAUCUCCGCACCGAUUGAAACCUCGGAAGCGCUUGAAUACCGGGAACUGUUAGCCGAAGUACGACUGAAAGACAAACACAAACCACAGAUAGACGGAUGGCUUCAGGAGUUCCAGAUAGUCGUGAUGGCCAUCAAGAAUGACAAAAAAUCUUGUGAUCUCACGGAUCAACUGUGGCUUAAGUCAGCGAAAGUACCCAUAAUUCAGGAACCAUUUCCAGUGAGCGGUGAUCACCACUUCCAGACUCCGAGUGUCUGCCAUAUUAUCGGUGGCUAUGCGUUGGGAACAAGUCUUCGGGCGCCGGAAGUGCUCAUAGAUAUGGCGAUUGAGAUGCCGGCGAAGUGUUGGCAAAGACAAGACUGUCUGAACCACAGAUACCAUCGAAAGCGCGCCCUUUAUUUGUGUCAUAUCUUGCAAUCGCUGAAGACAUCACCACUGAUUGGUUCGGCAAAGUUUCAGUACAUUAAUGGACACCAUAUGAGACCAGUUGUGGUAAUAGCGCCCAGUGAUCAACGAUUAGCCAAACGAUUCCGAGUGUCUCUCACGGCUUACCCCGAAUCCGAUGGGAAGGCCUUCCGUUGGAUCCGAUUUAUACCCGAGAAGAAUAAUAUUCGCAGCAAUUGGUGGCAACCGAUGACCGGCCAAACAGCUGAUGGUGACAGUGAUGGGGACGACAGUCAAGAGGUGCCGACCCCUGUCUAUAACGCUUCCAUUCAACACGACUUGAAUCUGGUGUCCAAUCAUGAAGUGGUGGCCGAAGCGGUCAAACAGUGGGCGCCUCUGAGGGACUCUUUGAUACUUCUGAAGGUGUGGUUAAAACAGCGACGUCUGGACCGGGAGUUUGGGUUCUCCACCUCUAAGUGGGACUUAGAGGGUGUAUCGAUGACUGAAGACUUGAAUCAACCGCUUGGAUAUUACUUGUCGUACUUCCCGGUCGUGUUCAUCGAUGGUAGCGGUUAUCAUAAUGUCUUGUGGGACGUGACUAUCGAUUCUUAUGACCGAUUGAGACACGAGUCGCGGCUAACCAUCGCUAGUCUGGACUCUGGAUCCGGGUUUGAAUCGACAUUCUUGAGGGAAAUCACUUUUGAGACCAAAUUCGAUGUACUGUUUAAGAUUUCGGUUCCAUCGCUACUGAAGUCGUCAAAAGUGGGGGAUAUAUCUCAAGACAUUAGAGACCAGUGCGGAGAUACUGUCACCGCAUUUGUGGGCCAUUUA
This is a messenger RNA of Oppiella nova, 1242 nucleotides long. Lineage: Eukaryota; Metazoa; Arthropoda; Arachnida; Sarcoptiformes; Oppiidae. The record is from the annotation of a GenBank genome assembly.